This is a messenger RNA of Pundamilia nyererei, 875 nucleotides long. RefSeq lists its product as uncharacterized. The record is from RefSeq and is a predicted model, not a curated record. The transcript has 5 exons. NCBI's taxonomy places the organism in Eukaryota, Metazoa, Chordata, Actinopteri, Cichliformes, Cichlidae. Bases 72 to 875 code for a protein of 267 amino acids.
CCUCUUUAGGCUGUAUCCAGAGCCUCCGGCAGAAAGAUCGACGUUGGCGGCAUUCACGGGUCCAGAGACUGAUGGCCUCAAAUAUGACAACGAAACAGGAGAAGUGUUAUGAUCCGAAUGACCCAACACUUAAGUUUGUUGAUAGAGAGGAUGAUUUGGAUUUCUUGUGUGAAGGCUUCAAAUCUCUCAGAGCUCAGAUGUCCUGUGGUCACGCUGUGACCCCGACCUCUCUCACCAACUGGUGUCGCAGGUUGUUGGACCAGGGUGAAAGCAGGUUUGUGUGUGGCGGGUCUGGUUGUAGUGCUGAGUGGACUUUUGCCGAGGUUUGUAAAAUGGCUCUUCUGGACCCUCAAGAAACUAAGUAUUUCCGAAGAACAUUGACAUUCAACGUCGCCAGGCAGACACUUGUUACCAGAUUUUGUCCUGUAUGCAGAUCCACUGUGAUGAGAGAGAAUGGAUCAGACUUGAAUGUCCUCUGUAAAGAGUGCACAGCAGUAAAAGGACAGACCUUUGAAUUCUGCUGGCAGUGUUUGAGGGAGUGGAAGGGUCCACGGCCUCGGACAGACCGCUGUGAAAAUGAUGGCUGCUGUAACCACUCACUAAAAACACUAAAAGUAUGCCCAGAUAUCACCUUUGAUUCAGUUGAGGAAGUCCGCGGGUGUCCCUCUGUCCGUGCCUGUCCCACCUGUGGGUUCCUGGUAGAGCACAGCAAGAGGCGCUGUAAAUUUGUUGUUUGUCCUCGAUGUAAGGUGAAGUUCUGUUUUGUGUGCCUGAAGAGCUAUACUAAAUGUAUUAAAACCAGUGACUACUUUGGAGCAUGCUUCAGUCGUGUAGCUCCCAGACAGACAUCGAUACCUGUAUGGCAGAAAAAAUAA